Messenger RNA from Spodoptera exigua (beet armyworm), 3361 nucleotides. NCBI's taxonomy places the organism in Eukaryota, Metazoa, Arthropoda, Insecta, Lepidoptera, Noctuidae. The record is from the annotation of a GenBank genome assembly.
AUGAUCCAAGUCGAUAACUUCAAGCGUCCAUCGCCGUCACCGUCUAGGAGUUCUGUGCGGAGCGACAGCAGAGUUUUUCGACAGCCGCGAGUAAUCACAGUGAACCGCGAUGCCGCCACCAUGGUAGAUGGGGAAGCCAGCGGACAGGCUACAGCCGCCGGUGCCGCUCCUACGGACUGGGAAACACGCCUUACUCAAAACGCAGCUCACUUCCGAUCUCGAACGUUUAGCGACGGCUUCAUCAGAAACACCAGUCUCGAGCUCCUGCUUGGUGUCGAUUGUGAGGCAUGCCUUGCCCUUGCCGCACAAAGACAAUGUCUAGAUGAACACAUAUCGAAACAUGAUUUUGAUCUAGUUUGCAACUGUAAUGUCCAACAAAACAACUUUGUCAAUUGCCAUCGGAACGUCGACCAGCGGGGCCACACGCUCAACAUCUACGACUUGGAAAGAAUUAAACGGGACACUGGCCGGAGCCAGCUCACUAUCGGGUCCCAUCGGAGCCUUGAUAGGAAAUACAACAAAAGUAGGACUAUCGGUGUGUCGAACUACAUUUCAAAACAGUUAAUAUCUUACGAUCCUAGAAAUACACUCGUGCAAAAGAUAAAAAGGAAGCUAUCGAACUUAAAAAAGAUGGGCGGCGAGGCAAUAUCAAAAAAACAUCAAAACGCUGUCCAACUGGCCGAGAUAACAUCAGGGUCGACGAGCUCUCUCAAGAAGGCAUCGAUGUUGUCACUGGCAGACAAGUCGCAAAGGAGAGUGAACAGCCAAAGUUGUAUUUUUACUUCGUCGGGCUAUCAAGCAAAGGAUGAUAUGAAGAGCAAUGUUUCUACGUACGCUAAUUUUUCUGGGAAUGUGGACCAAUGUUUUGAUAAACUCAGAGAUUAUAAUUUAAGUUCAGAUGUUAAUAGACGCACCUCACAAAAAAUGAUAAAAAUGAGGAGUUUUGAUAAUAACGAUAUACUUAUCACAAGAAACUCACCAGGAUUAGAAAGAACAAAAUUUUCUACUUUAGACAAUCGCAGUCGGUGCAAAAGUAUCAAACGUCAAAUGUCAUACAAUGAUUUUCCAAGUGAACGAUUUAGAGAUAGAUUAUCGGAGACUUGGACGCGAGACGAGAGCACAAUGGAGUCGAGGAGCACUCGCAGUGAUUUAGUGGAUGACGACGCACAAACAUUCCCCGAGGGCGACGUGAUGGCCAUGAGCGGGCCGCGCGGCGCACACGCACUCUGCACUUGCGAGGCGCCGCAGGACACCAGACUGCCGUCUAUUUUUUACGAUACCCACGGGAAAAAACGGGCGACGCCGGCGCCUGACGUAACGGAGCGCGGACAGGGAGGGCGCGUGUCCUGCACCGCAUGCAAGUCCCCCCAGUGGCUGUCCACCGGCACCACAUCCACCACCAGCCACAGCUCCACAACCACUGGAAACUCUUCGCGGUUGUCCUUAUGGCAUCGACGUUGGUGCUGUGUGGCAAUUCUGGUGCUGGUGGCUGGGACCGCAUGCGUCGCCGGCCCGCUGGCACUGCGGGCCCCGCCUGGAGCACCCCUGCACGAGCGCCUGCGUCUCGCCGAGCGCUUGUUACACGACACUCCACUCAUAGACGGCCACAACGAUCUACCUUGGAACAUAAGGAAGUUUCUACACAAUAGAAUUAAGGAUUUUAAUUUCGACGAGGAUUUGCGGACGAUAUCCCCAUGGGCAACAAGUUCGUGGAGCCACACCGACCUGCCUCGUCUGAAACAAGGCCGAGUGGCCGCACAGUUCUGGGCCGCGUACGUGCCGUGCGACGCGCAGCACCGGGACGCGGUGCAGCUCACUUUCGAACAGAUCGACUUGAUACAACGCCUCACCGACAAGUACCACCCACAGCUGACGCUCUGCACAUCCGCCGAAGAUAUAGUCACGGCGCAUGCCAACCACAGAUUGUGCUCUUUGGUGGGAGUGGAGGGAGGGCAUGCAAUCGGAGGCUCCCUUGGUGUCCUGAGAACGCUGUAUCAGGUUGGAGUCCGAUAUCUGACGCUCACAUCUACAUGUGAUACGCCUUGGGCUGAAUGCGCGUCUGGAGAUAAACCUGAACCAUCGCCGCGAGGUGGACUAACGCCAUUCGGAAAGAUAGUGGUGAAGGAAAUGAAUCGCCUGGGCAUGUUGGUGGAUCUGUCGCACGUGUCGGAGCGCACGAUGCGCGACGCGCUCGCGGUGUCGCGUGCACCUGUGCUGUUCUCACACUCGUCGGCGCGCGCGCUCUGCAACGUGACGCGCAACGUUCCGGACGCCGUGCUGCGCCUACUCGCCGCUAACAAGGGGCUCAUUAUGGUCAAUUUUUAUACGUCAUUCCUCACUUGUAAGGAUACUGCAUCAGUUCAAGACGCCAUCGCACACAUUAAUCAUAUAAGGGAUGUAGCCGGUGUGGACAGUGUAGGCCUUGGCGCUGGUUACGACGGCAUUAAUUAUACUCCUCAAGGAUUAGAGGAUGUCUCCUCGUAUCCACUGCUGUUCGCUGAGUUAAUGGAAGAAGGUUGGAGUAUAGAGGAACUUAAGAAGUUAGCAGGUCUGAACCUACUCCGCGUGAUGGGAGCUGCGGAGAAGGUAGCCCGUGAGCUCGCGGCUGCCCGCGUCGCGCCCUAUGAAGACGUCGCGCCUAAACCGUUUGACGCGCAUAACUGUUCAAGCCAAGAUCUUUAACUCUACCCCAAUCAUACACAUAUUCACUUCAAAAAUUAACUUAACCUCAAAAUGUCGUGCACGAACAUUUUUUGUUACUUAGAAUUUAGAAUAAUAUCCAGGUUAAGAUAAUUCUUGAAAAGACUGUUUGUUACGUUAUAAUAAUGUAUUUAUUGAUUGUUGAAAUUUGUUAACCCCUGACAUCGAACUCGGCGCUGUCUACUUAUAUUUACAAGACCAACUGCUUUGUGGCAUUAAUGAUUUUUUAAUCGAAAUUAUCACGAUCAAAUGAUCAACAUUAAUACACGAUACAUGAAUAGAGGUAACAUGAAUAGGGUUUAACAACACACAGCCAAGGAUCAAGUAGGUAAUAGUAAUAAAUAAUAGUCAUCUAUCUCGCUCCAAUCUCGGCCGGGACACAAUAGCCACGCAUAACUCACACAUAAGUAUACAUAUCUUAUCAAUUUGUAAACAUAAGUAUUGUUUGCACUACGACACCGCUACUAUCUUUGACCGUUCCUUCAUUAACUUUUUGCGUAUAAUAUUAUAUUCCAGACAAUGUAUUAUGUAUCUACCUAUCUACUUCGUAAUACCUAAACCUACACAGUCUUGACUAGACUAUCCGAUUUUGCUUCUUUUUACUUCUUAAUUGAGAAACGUGAGUAACUCUAGUAAAUCUACUUACCUAUCUAUACUUUAG